Messenger RNA from Hylaeus volcanicus, 3126 nucleotides. Its product is annotated as DNA ligase 4. NCBI's taxonomy places the organism in Eukaryota, Metazoa, Arthropoda, Insecta, Hymenoptera, Colletidae. The transcript has 12 exons. The coding region runs from base 194 to 2896 and encodes 900 amino acids. Gene Ontology annotation, cellular component: transcription factor TFIIIC complex; DNA-dependent protein kinase-DNA ligase 4 complex; DNA ligase IV complex. Gene Ontology annotation, molecular function: ATP binding; DNA ligase (ATP) activity; DNA binding. The record is from RefSeq and is a predicted model, not a curated record. Gene Ontology annotation, biological process: nucleotide-excision repair, DNA gap filling; DNA biosynthetic process; double-strand break repair via nonhomologous end joining.
AACUGUCAGUAACAGUAAUGGCAAGUAACAGAAAUCAAGUGUUUGUGUUAUCUGUUCGCUGAUAAAAGAAUUAAAAUACGUCACUUCUGUCUUAUGUGUACAAGAAGUACAUUUUAUAAAAACAGUAUUUAUUUGUUGGAAGAAUUUCAUGUAAAUUACAUCGUAGAAAACUGAAUGAAGAUACGCAAGUAAAAUGAGUGUGACAUUAGCUGCCCAAAUUGAAUUUAAAAAAUUAUGCAAUGUCUUGGAAGAAAUUAAGAAGGCACGUGCUGCUAAGAAAGUUGAGAUUUUAGAGAAGUUCAUUCAGCAGUGUCGUAAUGCUAGCGACAAGUUAAAAACGGGAUGUCCAGAUACGGACGUUUCACUGUUCCCUAUAAUGAGACUGAUUUUGCCACAUCUAGAACGAGAACGUGGACCGCACAAUUUAAAAGAGAAAUCCCUUGCUAAUCUUUAUGUUCGCGUAUUUUGCUUGGGUAAAAAUAGCAAGGACGCAAAUUAUCUUAUACAAUAUAAAUCUCCAACAACAAAAAAGAUUUCAGGAACUGAUUUUGCAGAAAAAGCUUAUCAAAUUCUACGAAGUCGGUUACCACGCGAUAGUUCUGGUAUCACGAUAGAACGAAUCAAUCUGUUCCUUAAUGAUAUAUCAUCAAGAAACGAGAUUACUCAACCAAAAGAUGAAACGUUUAAAGUUUUAUUAGGAAAAACAACUGCAUUGGAAUUUAAAUGGAUAACGCGAAUAAUUCUUAAAGAUUUGAAACUUAAUAUUGGAACAAAGAAAAUACUACAAGUUUUUCAUCGAGAUGCAAAUGCACUGUUUAACGUGUCAUCAAAUUUACGUCAGGUCUGCGAUGCAUUGUGUGAUCCCCAAUUGAGAUACAAUUAUAAUAUACAAGUUUUCUCUCAUUUCAAACCAAUGUUACUAGAGAGAUAUAGGAUUGAAGAUACGGAGAAACUUUUCAGGAAUAGUGAACGCUACUUUGUACAAACUAAGUAUGAUGGUGAACGAUCUCAAAUGCAUAUGAAAGAUGGCAAAUAUAAAUAUUUCACGAGACAAGGGUAUGACAUUACAAAUUAUCCUAGUUAUGGAGAGACUAGUUCAUCAGGUUUUAUGAGUAGUGUAUUUAGACGACUUUUAAAUCCACAAUGUAAAUCAAUAAUUCUGGAUGGGGAAUUAAUGGGAUGGCAUAAAGAAAAGAAAUUGUUAGGUUCAAAAGGAAUGAAUUUUGAUGUUAAAAAACUUUCGAAAACUAGUUAUCAUCAACCAUGUUUUAUUGCAUUUGAUAUUAUUAUGUACAAUGAUGUUUUACUUAAUAAUGAACCUUAUGAAGAAAGACUGAGAAUUUUAAAAGAUGCAUACAAGGAAGAAGAGGGCAGUCUACAAUUGUGUAAAUCAGUUAUGAUUUCCACGAGUGAAGAAUUACGCACAGUAUUCAAUGAAAGUAUACAAAAUAAGGAAGAGGGAAUUGUAAUUAAAAAGUGUGAUACAAAGUAUAAACCAAAUAUGCGAGAUGGCACUGGUUGUUACAAAAUAAAAGCUGAGUAUUCUGAUGAUCUGGUGGAAGAUAUAGAUUUGAUUAUUCUUGGUGGUUACUAUGGGGAAGGCAAAUUUAUGGGUUUAAUGAAAAGUUUUCUGAUGGCAGUAGCUUCCCCGCCAAGUACUCCAGAGGAAAAUCCAUCAAAAUUUUUAUCAGUUGUAUCAGUCAGUAAUGGCAUUUCUAAGGAAACCUUGAAUGAACUUUGGAAAAGAUUCGAAGAUAAAUGGCAAAAUGAGUGUCCUGCAAAUGUGACUCCUCCUAAAGUAGACCCACCAAAUAAGUGGAUUCGUCCUGAAGAUUCCAUUAUUUUGACAAUACGAGCAACAGAAAUGACACAAAGUAACGAUUAUCCUACAGGUUAUAGUUUGCGAUUCCCAAGAGUCAUGAAUGUUAGAACUGAAAAACCAUGGUAUAGCGUUUGUACCACUACGGAACUGUUAUCGCUAGUCAAAGACUCAAGGCCGAUUCAAAAACUGACAAAACGAGAAGUAGAUCGGAAUGAUAUAGGAGAAGCUCCCGAAAUUAAAGUACGUAAGACGAAACAAACCUUAACAAAAUGUGAAGAGAAAUCACCAAGGCCUAACAUUAUGGAUAACAAGCCGCUGGUUCAUCUCACACGACUUUUCGACGGUAAAGAAAUUUGCGUGAUAAAUGGAGACGAUGAGUUAUCGAAAGAACACAUUGAAGAAAUUCUUCUGCAGCAUAGUGCGAAAGUUGUUCAAAAUCCUUUAAAGGAGAAUUAUUGCAUUAUUGUUGGUAACGUUAAAACGGUAAAAGCAAAAAGUAUUAUAGAAAGUAAAAAGUACGACGUAGUAUCUUUAGAUUGGUUCAAACGGGUUACCAAAGAAGAAAAUUGGUCGUCCUUACAAGACUUUUUACCAUGGGACUUAAUAUGCAGUCGUGAAUCAACGGAACGUCGAUUAGCACAAUAUUACGAUGAGUAUUACGACAAUUUUACCGCGGAUGCAGACGAAGAGAGUUUGCCACGCUCAUUCAAAAAAGCUGAAGAAACGUCAAAUGCUAUGGAGUUUGACCAUUCACAAAUGAAAGAGAUAGAUAAAGAAUUGUUUGACAGUGGAGUAUCACCUUAUUCUAUAUUUCGAGGCAUGGUGGGAUAUUUUGAUAAUCAGUCAGAUUGGUCGAAAUUCCAAUUUCGUUUUAUGGCAGGAACAAUUAAAGAUGCUAUCGACGACUCUGUAACGCAUGUGUUUGUCGAUGGAGAUUUCAUUAGUUCCGAAAUUAAAAAUACAAUUAAUAAUGAACAACACGAGUCAGUAAUAAUUAUUAAAAGUAAAUGGAUUGGUGAGUGUUUCAGACAAGGUCAACUUACUUCGAACGAAGAAUAUCUUAUUAAUAUUUAAAAUUAAGUCAGCGAUGGACUUCCAUUGUAAAGUGCAAUACAAUUUACGUACGUACACGUAUCUUCAGUGGUUCUUAACGAUAUACAUGUUAUUUUCUGUAAUAUGAACAAAUUUUUUUAAAACUCAUUUUCACUAUAAAUUUAAAAAAACUAUUACAGGUACAGGUAUAUACAUUACGUAUAUGUGUUAAUGAACAAAUUUGUUUAUAAAUAAAUUUACGAAUCAAAGUA